UGUCACAACUGAGAACUAUUACUGAGGGUGUAUUAUCCUAUGUGAAAACUUAAUUGCUGAAUUGCUUGUAUCCAAAAUAUAGACACAGUGCUAGAUGCUGGUUUACUCAUGUCCUAUUUUCCAAUUCUCUCUCUCUCUUUUUUUUUUUUCUCAAAAGGUGUCCAAGCUACACAGACCCAGAGAAUCUCACAGGUGUCUCAGAAUUCCUCCUCCUGGGACUCGCAGAGGAUCCAGAAUUGCAGCCAGUCCUUGCUGGGCUGUUCCUGUCCAUGUACCUGGUCACGGUGCUGGGGAACCUGCUCAUCAUCCUGGCUGUCAGCUCUGACUCCCACCUCCACACCCCCAUGUACUUCUUCCUCUCCAACCUGUCCUUGGCUGACAUCGGUUUCACCUCCACCACCAUCCCCAGGAUGAUUGCGGACAUGCAAACUCACAGCAGAGUCAUCGCCUAUGCGGGCUGCCUGACUCAGAUGUCCUUUUUUGUCCUUUUUGCAUGUAUGGAUGACAUGCUCCUGAGUGUGAUGGCCUAUGACCGGUUUGUGGCCAUCUGUCACCCCCUGCAAUACCGAGUCAUCAUGAACCCACGCCUCUGUGGCUUCUUAGUCUUGUUGUCUGUUUUUAUUAGUCUUUUGGACUCCCAGCUGCACAAUUUGAUUGUAUUACAGCUCACCUGCUUCGGGAAUGUAGACAUUUCUAAUUUCUUCUGUGACCCUUCUCAACUCCUCCACCUUAGCUGUUCUGACACCUUCAUCAAUGAAAUGGUCAUAUAUUUCAUGGGUGCCAUAUUUGGCUGUCUUCCUAUCUCAGGGAUCCUUUUCUCUUACUAUAAAAUUGUUUCCUCCAUUCUGAGAGUUCCAUCAUCGGGAGGGAAGUAUAAAGCCUUCUCCACCUGUGGCUCUCACCUGGCGGUUGUUUGCUUAUUUUAUGGAACAGGCCUUGUAGGGUACCUCAGUUCAGUUGUGUCACCAUUCCCCAAGAAGAGUAUGGUGGCUUCAGUGAUGUACACGGUGGUCACCCCCAUGCUGAACCCCUUCAUCUACAGCCUGAGGAACAGGGACAUUCAAAGUGCUCUGUGCAGGCUGCACGGCAGAAUAGUCAAAUCUCAUCUUCUCCAUCCUUUUUGUUAUAUGGGCUAGAAAUGGCAGCAAAAUUUAAUACCUAGGCCUGCAAAUCCUGCCCCCUUGGUCACAUUAUUUUUGUUGCUUGAUGGCUUUCAUUCCUCUGUGGGUUUUG
This is a messenger RNA of Rhinopithecus roxellana (golden snub-nosed monkey), 1233 nucleotides long. RefSeq names its product olfactory receptor 7E24. The record is from RefSeq and is a predicted model, not a curated record. Gene Ontology annotation, cellular component: membrane. Gene Ontology annotation, molecular function: olfactory receptor activity; G protein-coupled receptor activity. Lineage: Eukaryota; Metazoa; Chordata; Mammalia; Primates; Cercopithecidae. The coding region runs from base 270 to 1136 and encodes 288 amino acids. The transcript has a single exon. Gene Ontology annotation, biological process: G protein-coupled receptor signaling pathway.